Molecule: messenger RNA, 8381 nt
Organism: Oxyura jamaicensis (ruddy duck)
Lineage: Eukaryota; Metazoa; Chordata; Aves; Anseriformes; Anatidae
Gene: RABGAP1L
Product: RAB GTPase activating protein 1 like
Exons: 7
Coding region: 4387-5121 (244 amino acids)
Source: RefSeq, a predicted model, not a curated record
GCUGUUGCACUUUUACGGGAGAUCUUCAUGAGACGCAGAAACAAAGGGUGAUUCUCAGCUACAGACACAAAAAGGAGAAAAUACACAUUGUUCUAGCACAAGCUGUGUGCAGUAACAUCCACAGAGACUUUUGGAAGAUGAACUCUUCCUUGACUGAUAUGAUCCUUGUUUUUCAUCUGUUUGUAGCAAACGUUAGUCAUUUUUUGUUAAUAUAAUGCCUAGUACAGUGGGAUCCUGCGCUCGCCUGGAGUCCUAAUGUACUACUGCAAUAGAAUUCGUAGUAAUAAAUACCCUGCUUUAGAUCAGCAGAGGAAUAGAGCUUCAGUUAUUAAUAUGAUAGCUUGAUAGUUCACUAAAAAAAAAAAAAAAUAGUUCUUAAAUUUUGGAUCAGUAUUGCUUAUCUUUCUGGUGUAUUUAUUGUUACUGCUACAUGCUGUUGCCAUAGAUUUUUGUGUGAUGGAGGUUCUGCCUCUAUGUUUAUAAUUUACAUAGAGUUCAGGAUUCAUUUAUUACUUGCUUAUUUUAAAAAAAGGUUAGAUUUCCUUAGGUGAAGCUGCCAGAGUUGAAGCACUUUACUGCGUAUUGCCCAGUUUUGCUGGGAAUUGAUGUUGCUUACACACACCUGUAUUGUUAUCCUGCUGUUCUUCAUUGUGCCUUAUUCUGUGAAGUGACAUUGCUGUGGGUAUGGAGUAUGCCUGGAACGUGGAGUAGUAAAUAAUAGGGGGUGCAAAGGUUUACACAGUAUGUGAAUGUAAGGAAAGUACACCACGUUCAGAAAAACACAGUGUGAAAACCCGUGGCAAAAAACUAUGCCCUGCGUCAUAAAUAGGAUGAGAUAGAGGUACAGUUACAGAGAAAGUAAAACUGACUUUUUUUAAUUUUUAUUUUUUUAAAGUAUUUACCUGUGAACAACGAUGUUUUAAAUAUAGUUCUUUUUAUGUUAAGGAGUGUACAUUUUAUGGUUCAUGAGGACUGGGACUGCUGUAGCAGCCCAGAGUUGUUAACCAGAAAAUUUAUAUUAAAAAAAUAAAAUAAAAAUUCAGUGGUUCACUCAUGCUACUGUGGAAUUAAAAUAAUGCAUAAAACCAAAGGCGUCUUUAAAGCUCUGUAGGAGCACAUUAACUAGUUAUUCUUGAGCAACCGAUGGUGAAGAAUAUUAUCCCCAAACUGCAGACGAGGAUAUAAAAAGUGGCUCUUUGGCCACUGCCUGUGUGAGUCACUGUCACAGUCAAGACCACAGCCCAAGUUUGGGCUUGUACGUUUGUAACUCACUGGAUUGGUUCUGCUCUUCUUACUGAUGCUGUGAUUAGACAGAGGCUCCGUAAGCUGCACAUUAAAUGCAAAGCUUGGACUCAUUUUUCGGUUGAUGGAUGACAUGGAGAAAUGCUUGUAAGUGUUCUCUGCUCCUUGUCUUGCUUGUUUGAUUUUAUGUGUCAGGCUGAGAUUGGUGGGAAUGGACAUUUCCAUAGUGUUUCCUUGUGGGCAGAAGGUAAAAAGUCAGCUUCCCUUGUCCCUUAAAAGAUCACACAGCAGCCCAUAUGCUUACAAAUGCAUUUUGUUUUGGCAGCGUCAGUGCUAGGCUCUGUCCAGCUGGGCUUGGUCUGGGAAAUGACUGAGUCCCCACUGCUUUGAAGAGCCGGUAUUGCCUCUGAGCGCAGCAUUGCUGCUAGCUCCCUCUGGCCUUGUGUGCUCUCUGCCUGGGCUGUGCCCCCAAGGCCCACGUUGUUAUACUUCUUACAGCUUCUCUUCCAGAACAAAAUGUUAUUUUCCUUUACUACCCAGGAAGGAGGUGUUCCUUAGAUGCAUGGAGAUCCAUGCUGAAUAUUCCUCUUCCAGGUCGAGGAGGAAACGUACUUGCAGUUUGUGACAGUUUUUAGUUACAGCUGUUACAGAUUGGUUGUUUGCAGCGUGUCAUGGUUCUUGUUGCCAAAAUAGGUUUGUUGGGACUAUAGAGAUGUACCUCAGCAAUGGGGGCACGUUGGCACUUCCGAAUUACAGUGAGGAAGGACGUCUCCCCGUGAACUGACCUUCUGGGCACAGGAGUGCUGGGGCAGAGGAGCCCCAGAAAAGAUGCCCUGUUCCUGAGGGCAGCAGGGGUGUAUCCAGCCAGCUGGCAGGUGCUGCUCCAAAGCCACCAACCCGAGUGCUCCGUAAACUCCAGAAAAGGGCUGGUAUUGCGAUGCCAGGCCUGCCAUUCACCAGUCAUGUUUUCUUGACAGGUUGAGUUCAUGUGCUACAGUAAGAUGUGUUACAUGCCACAGGAGUUCCUGCACGGCUCCUGUUUCACAUGUGGAUUCCAGUAGACUUGAUUUACCAAAAGAACAGUAUUAAAGAGAGCAAUAAGGUUUGGUGUUUAUUUUCUCCUGUAUUUACAAGUACUAUGCAGGAAAAGUGUUUUGGUUUUUUUGGACAUUUUCACAGUCAACUAAUUUUAUCUUCCGCUACUCAUAACAAGUUAUCACUCAUAUUUUUGUCAGAUUUUAAAAGGGUAUAAAAGUGAACAAGUUCUAAAUUCCUGUUUGCCACCAAUUUUCAUGAUUUUUAGUUAAAAUAAAUUAAAAAAUGCCUAUAGAAUUCAAUAAAAAAGUGACCUGUAUGUGCAGAAAAAAUAGCAAUAUGAUUCAGAUUGAUAUUUUUCUAUUUCUUUUUUCUGUGUUUGAGAACAGAACAUCUCAUGUAACAGGGGCGUGGUUGAUUUGGUAAGAAAUUGCUGAAGUUGGAUUUAGGAAUCUUUGAUUUUAAAUAAAAAGAAUAUGUCCAUGCAAGUUGGCUGGAGUUUUCCAGUCAGACCCUGCCUGUGCCCAGGGUUCUGUUCUGAGGGUAGAAACGCAUUUUCAUCUGUGGACUUUGUUGCGUGACGGAGAUGUUGUCUGUCUGAAUAAAGGUAAUUUUGUGUCUUUGAAGUGGAAGCAAAAAAUAAUACACUGGUCAUUUUUAUUCAGAGUCCUGGUAACUGAAUGGUAACUGCCAUGAGGAAAAACGUAAGGUAACUCCUGAUGUAGAUUUUUUGUUUGUUUGUGGUUUUAAGAAAAAGGAAAAAUAAAAAAUAAAAAGUGCUACGGCACUUCUGGGAAUAUUUUUUGAGUCAACAAGCAAAAAACACAAACCACCUCCAGGUGCCUCUGUUUUGCUUCCCAUGAAAGGUUUUCCUGGGCAGUUUGCUGUAAAAGCCCUUUGGCUUUCUAGGUGGCAUUUUACAGGAUUUUCCUUCAGAGCUACCCUCACAAUCCAGAGCUCUUUCCAAUGGGCUUACGAAGACUUCAGUUUGCUUGCAUCCAGGAAAGUGAAUUUUAAUCUGUGCUUUCGUUCUGCCACUGAGGACCUGUUCUUGCCCAAAGAUCUGUGGUUUGGGUGUUUGCUCAUCAGCAAAUGUGACACUGAAUUGCUUAACAAGGUUUGUGACUCGUUACACCCAGCUUGAGUAGCAGCAUAGAGAGAAUACCUCAUCAUCACUAAUCAUGUCUGGUAUCGCUCCUUUGUGCUGGCUGGAUGGGAGCGAAGGGUGGAGUCUAAGCCUUUCAGCCUUCCUGGGCUGAGGCUUGCCUGCUGCUCUCAAGUUUGCCUUCUUUCCGUCAAGUAUGUAGUGGAAGUUGGAGAAUAUCCUCUUUAAAAACAGGAACCAAAAACCCACUGAAGAUUUGGCUAUUUUAUUUUAUUUUGGCUGGUUUUGUUGGUAUUAAAAAUUAUUUUAUAUCCUGUUUUCACUGUCUUUACACCAAUGGUUGAAAGCAGUAUUUGGUCUGUGGCUUUACUGGAGGUAAGUUUUUUUUGUGUUUGUCCGUACCAGCGGUGUUUGUCCCUUUUGGAAAUGCAGUAUCCUCCUUUUAAAAGAGUUCAACAGAUGCCUUUUGUAACAGGAAAGAGGAAUUUGGGAAAGAGGGAAUCUUGUGUUUUAAUGAUCGUAGAAACUGGGUGAUACCGAAGAGAAGGAAAUCGAUGGCAUAGUCAGUAAAUUGUUAGUGGUGUCUAGAGAAAAGGCAGGAAGCUGUCAGUUUACACCAAGGACAACUAACAGGUCUGACUAGUUGGCUCAUGUCAGGUUACAAAAUACUGCUUGCGAGUCCUGCUGUAGUGAACCAGCUCCAUCUAUUGAGCUUCAUUCCAUUGCAACUGGUAUUUUAUAAAGACCCUGUGUAUAUCUCAGAGGCAUUGGAAGUAGUUUGCUAGAUACAAAAAGCACUGUUUGAUAUUUUUGUCUUCAUUGUGUAAUGGUAGGUUUUAUUUAGACGUAAGCAGAUAAGAGUUUCCUCCUGAGGAAGGAGGCAGCUUUUCACGGCUAGAUCUGGGGGGAGGAGCUGGAAAGGACAUCUAAUCGCACAUACUGCCCUGUGUGGAGGAAGAGUAAAGGUGGCCCAAUGAGAGACUCAGCUCUUAGCUAUUGACUGGAUGUCCAAGAGGGAAAAUCGCAGGCUCCAAGAAGCUAGCAUGAGGCUGGAGCAGGAGAAUGAUGACCUUGCCCAUGAGCUUGUUACAAGCAAAAUUGCCUUACGGAAUGACCUGGACCAGGCUGAAGACAAAGCUGAUGUUUUGAACAAGGAACUUCUCCUGACCAAACAGAAACUAGUGGAGACAGAGGAAGAGAAACGGAAGCAGGAAGAGGAAACUGCUCAGCUGAAAGAAGUCUUCAGGAAGCAACUCGAGAAGGCAGAAUCUGAGAUUAAGAAAACCACAGCCAUUAUUGCAGACUAUAAACAGAUUUGUUCCCAGCUGAGUACCAGGCUGGAAAAACAGCAGGCAGCCAGUAAAGAUGAACUGGAAGUUGUGAAGGGUAAAGUGAUGGCUUGCAAACACUGCAGUGAGAUUUUCAGUAAGGAAGGGACACUGAAGCUGCCUUCUCUAAGCAUGGAGAAUAAAGGCAUAGAAAUAGAUGACGAGAAGGAUGCACUGAAGAAGCAGCUGAGAGAGAUGGAGCUGGAACUUGCACAGACCAAACUGCAGCUUGUGGAAGCCAAGUGCAAAAUUCAGGAGCUGGAGCACCAGAGAGGAGCCCUUAUGAAUGAAAUCCAAGCUGCCAAGAACUCUUGGUUUAGCAAAACUCUGAACUCUAUCAAAACUGCCACAGGCACACAGCCACCACAGCAGCCUCAGCAACCCCUGCCACCCAAAGAGGGCAGUACAUAGUUCCAACCAGACUUGAUACAAGAGCACAAAGAACAACACAAUUGAAACCCUGGAGGAUUCUUCCAGUGGUCUCUCCUCUUGGGUAAAGGACAAAAGGCAGGAGUGCAGGCUUGAAGUGAAAUUCUUCAAUGUUUUUCAUUCAUUCUGAUGUGAUCCUUUUCAAAGGGGGAAAAAUAUUCUGUUUUAUGUUGAAUUCCUACUUCCAAACUGCCUUGCUGAAAGCCACGUUCUGAUACCUUCAUACUUUUACACUUUAUUUUAUAUGACUAGAUGUUAAAAUGAAUAAAUAAUUCAAAACUAGUUCUUUAAUACAUGACUAAUUAUUCAGAAUUAUUUUUAUCUUGCAUAGAAGGUUUUUUUUUGUUUUGUUUUGUUCUGGAGGAAGAGAGAAUGGAAAAUGUAAAGUACUGCAGCAUAAUCUCUUCACAGAAAGCACAGUGUAACAAGUACUAGUGUGUGUGUGAGUGUCUAGGAUAACUUAUGCCCUGGGACCAUCUCAGAAGUUUAUCGCAGUGACUACGUCCUGCAGAAAAGCACUUUUUGUAAAGCUUAGGCCAUAGCAAAGAAGCAAAGAUAGUCUUGCACUGUCUUGGCACAAUUGUUUGUGAGCUUCCCUGAUAAUUUCAUAGUUUUGAUCGUUUUUUCUUCAGAAAUGCAAAUAGUGCAGUUCUUUGUAGCACUGAGUAGCACGGUUGUUUAUUUACAACUGAACUGGAAUUUAACAUAGUUACCUAGUUCCCCUUUUUUAUUUCAUGUUUAUACUAAGAAUGCCAAGAAAGAAUUCCUUCCACUGGGAGAAAGGGAAAACUGUUCAACAUUUAUUCGAUGGUUUUGCUGAUAAGCCAAGUGAAAACCUUGCAUAGUUUUGACCUUUUGUAAGUCCUGUGCAAUAAAGGGUAGCUUUUAUGAAUAAAAUUAACAAAAACUUUUCCCUGGGUCUGUAUUCAAAUUUUGAGUUUUACACAGAAGUGAGGUAUCAAAUAAAACAAACAACAGGCUUUUGCUGCACUGAUGAAUAAAUCACCACAAAACCAAGAUCAAUUUGCUAUAAGUAUUUGGCUAGGAAAUGCUAUAUCGGUAUUACUUAUUUUUAUAAAAACAAACGUUUUCAACUGGAAUACAAAACUUAGACUUUUCCCAUGGGAUAGACUUCUCUGAUGAUUCCCAAACCUCUCUGGUUGUUUUAUAUCUCUAAGGUAAGAAAAUUCAAAAGUGUUUGUUUUGACUGAACAUAAAGUGUUUAUAGAAAUACUUCUUUCAUGGAAAAUUAAACUAUUGCUUGAACUGAUGGAAUAUUUUUUUAAUUAUACUUGUCAUGUCUAUAAGGUGGUCUUGCAGAUAAAUAUCGUUGCUGGACAAAAGGUUGUGUAUUAAUUGUUCCAUUUACAAAAUUGUUCCAAGUACAUUUGUUCUCUUUUGAUCUUUUUUUAAUUCAAAGGAAUGCCAUAUCUUGUCCGUUUUGUACAAUAAAAUUUAAUGAUACUCAUCUUGGGCUUUGUUGUCAAGCAUAAUUGUGAAUUACUUCAAACAGGGUGGUACUAAUUUAAUGUUUACUUGUGCCAGAGGAACAAUUCUGAAAGGCAGUCACUUGUUUGAAGUAGAGAUCAAAAUAUAAUCACUGUCCUGACAAAACUAUCCUGCAAUGAACUUCUAACUCUCUUCUAAGAAUAAGGAGUUUAAAAUGUUGGUAUUUUUUAAAGUACCUGCAAGAACAGUGAUUAUCUGGAAACCUUAACAGGAUGGGGGGGGGGGGGGGGAAGGAAAAAGCAGAAGGGCAGAAGGGAUCUCUUUUGCAAACAGAAAAAAAAAUAUAUCUUUCUUUUCCUGGUCACUUGCUAAUAAUAUUUGCAAAGAUGUUUCCAUUCUGUGGACUAUUAAACCUAGCAUUAUUAACUCACUUAUCAGUAUCAUUUCAUACUUGAAAUAAACUGUGUAAUAAAUUUGAAGUGACACUUAAGAACACUUGAUUGGUACGUCGAGAGUACUGUGCAGAUGAGUGACACCAAUGGUUGGACAAGUGUCCACAUUUCUUGUGUCAUUUAUCUUAAAUCAUACUUACAGGUGGAUUUAAAACCUUUUGGAAAAAAAACAUUGGAAAAAUGCAGUCCUAAUUAAAAAAAAAAAAAAAAAAAGUGAUUCUCUGAGCAGCUGAGUUCAUGUAACAGCUCACUGCUGCUCAAAGACCUUACCCCUCCAGCUCCCUGAUGUACAGUCAUGUCCCUGUCCUUUUUAUGGCACUUACUAGAGGUGAUUCAAAUUAAAAAUAAAAGUCUCAUUUUUUUUUUUCCCAUUUAGUCUUUUGCCAAGUCAAUGUGUUACAUCAUGUGAAGGGUCUAAUGAGAGAGAGUGAGUGGAUGAGUGGAAAAUGGGAGCAGUACUUCCCCAGUUCAUCAAAAAAGAAUUGUUAAAUAAGUUUUGUGUUUCAUGGAACCAGCUUUGACACACCAUCAUCCUUCUCACUGUAAUAUCUCUCUGAUGGUGGAAGUUGAGUUUCUGUGAGAAAUACGUGUUUGCUACCUGCUAGCCAUGAUGAUUUUGAAACCCUGUAGGAUAGGAACUGGCUUACCUUGUGCCUCUCACAGCAGCAAAAAAGUUUCAGAAGGCAAUGGCUGAAUUGGCACUUUUGGCAAUGAUGUAAGGGCAGUAAGCGACUUUCACCUUCCAUCUGUGCAUCCCAGGUAGCAUUUGUAGCAGUGGCACUUGGAAGAGUAAUAUUUAUGUGGAAACUAUCUUCUCAAAAUCACUGAACGAAUGAGAAAAAUAGCUCUAUAUCAUUAUCUUGAUGAACAAGCAUAGUUAAAUUCAAAAACAAGGAAAGAAGCAAAACCGCAGGAUUAAACCAGGCAAGCUAAAGCUGCCUGCUGACUGUACAUGCUGUUGAGAUACUCAGUUUCUUGGAAGAAAAAAAAAAAUCUGUUUUAAUUAGUCCUUUCAGCAGUGGUGGGUGGAGUACUUGCUAGAAAUACUCAUAUCCCAGACCAACUGAUCUGUCAGGGAUAGCUGGUUCACGAUUUAGAUUUUCAGAGGGAAACAUCACCAAAGUCUUGCUGAAACUUAUUUUCAUGUGGCACUGGAACCCACUUCUUAAGAUUAGAGUGAUUCAUUUUUUUUUUUUCUCCUGAGUCAGUAUCAAACUAUGUAUCAACAUCAAAAUCGUAUUGGAGAUAAUUUUAAUGUUCUAAAUAUAUCUUUAUGGAACUAAAUCUUAUUUUUAAAUUUUAUUGAGAAUGCACAGUUCUGAAAUAAAGCCUUUAAUUAGG